CGCCUGCCCGGGGAAGGAGCCAAACCAAGAUGGCGGCGCCUGAGGCGGCCGGAACGGGGCUGACCACCGCUGGCUGAAGCUGCGCCCGAGCGACAGCAUGUCGGGGCCGGACGAGCGGGAGCCCGGCGGUGGGGUGGCGGCCGCGGCGGCCGGCGUGGCGGCCGCGGGGCCGCUGGUUCUGGGGGAUGCGGCGGCGGCCGCGGGGCCGGGCCCGGGGGGCGCGGAGGAGCCGGGGGCCCCGCUCGGGGGCGGCGGGGCGGGCGCGGGGGGCGGCGGCCGGCAGGGCCAGGCCGAACCCGGCGGCGACCGAGACUCCGACGCGCCGCCCAAAAAGCGGCUCAAGCUGCCUGGCGGGGCCGAGGGCGGCGGCGGCGGCGUGAAGCUGGAGGAGCGGCUCUAUUCGGUGCUGUGCUGCACGGUGUGUCUCGACCUGCCCAAGGCCUCCGUCUACCAGUGUACAAAUGGUCACUUGAUGUGUGCUGGAUGUUUCAUUCACCUACUGGCAGAUGCCCGGCUGAAGGAGGAACAGGCUACCUGUCCCAAUUGUCGCUGCGAGAUCAGCAAGAGCCUUUGCUGCCGAAAUCUCGCUGUAGAAAAAGCAGUGAGCGAACUGCCCUCAGAGUGUGGUUUCUGCAUGAGGCAGUUCCCUCGCUCUCUUCUGGAAAGACACCAGAAAGAAGAAUGCCAGGACAGGGUGACUCAGUGCAAGUACAAGCGGAUUGGGUGCCCGUGGCAGGGCCCUUACCACGAGCUGACUGUCCAUGAAGCGGAGUGCACGCACCCCACCAAGACGGGGAAUGAGCUGAUGGAGAUUCUGGAUGAAAUGGACCAAACGCAUAAAAAGGAGAUGCAGCUCUACAACAGCAUCUUUGGCCUGCUCAGCUUUGAGAAGAUUGGUUACACAGAGGUUCAGUUCCGUCCUUACCGAACCGACGACUUCAUCACGCGCCUUUACUAUGAGACGCCCAGGUUUACGGUGCUGAACCAGACGUGGGUACUGAAGGCCCGGGUUAACGACUCGGAGCGCAACCCCAACCUGUCCUGUAAGCGCACCCUCUCUUUCCAGCUUAUUCUCAAGAGUAAGAUCAGCUCCCCCAUGGAGUGUUCGUUCCUGCUGCUCAAAGGACCUUACGAUGAUGUGAAAAUCAACCCGGUGAUCUAUCACUUUGUCUUCUCCAACGAGAAUAAUGAAACAGACUACAUGCCGCUCCCCAUCAUAGACUCUGUGGAAUGUAACAAAUUGCUGGCUGCCAAGAACAUCAACCUACGUCUCUUUAUAUUCCAGAUACAGAAGUAAGCAUAGCUAAACUGGGAGAGUGACCGAGAGAGGAAGGGGGAGACAGAGCACGCACCGCUGAACCAGCGUUACCUCGUAUGGCUGCCUCAGCCCCGUUACAAUUCCACAGUUAUCUGAUUAUUUUAAAGAGGACGUUUUGCAUGUGUGGCAUACAACAGCUCUGAGCAGUGCUGCCUUCUUUGGUGCUCCCCACUUCUGCCCGGAAAAGGCGACUGGGGAGUUGGCUUGAUGCAGGGUACUGAGGAGGCCUGAGGGGGCCUCGAGGGCAUUCACCAGUCAAUACAUUGUGAAACGGCUGCAUCCGUGUCGUGGUGGUGUGUGAUCUCCGUGAUGGGGUGUCGGGGGAGAGGUCCCCUCUGUGCUUCCAUCCUAGUGGGUGGCCUUCUGUCCUGAGAGCAGCAAGUGUCACACAGCUUCGGGAAGUGGUGGGCAGAUCUUGUUGCAUUGGAAUAAAAGAAGCGGGGCGUUCUCCAGCCGAUACCUUCAGGGACCCCGAGAAGGGGGGGUUGCCAGUCUCCUACUUGGAGCGUGUGCCACGUGCCCCGAAUGAUGAGUUCUGCCGAGGGUGCUUCCUGGUGUGAACGAGCAGCAGAGCACCGCAAACUUCCAUGAAUGUAUCAGUCCAGAGGAUUCUCCCUGCCGCCCCCCUCGCCCCCCCAGCUUUUUCACUGUGUCUGAGCUGGUGACUGUUUGACAUGAAGGCAGGUUCAUUGGAGGCCAAUGGCAGAGGGAUCGUAGAAAGUUGGUCCUUUCUAGCAGGAAGCAGCACCCUCAAAGUGGCUUGAAUUGCACUUCACAAAGCACCCAGAGACCCCUCCCUGUGGCUUCCUACACUGUCCUGUUUUGUUAACCAUCCCCCCAGACCCCCCCCCCCCAACACAGGCUAAGAAGUUGCAUAGAGCCAACCCAAAUCAGUGCAGUUCUCGGAAUGCAGGGUGAUUUAUUUUGUCCGUUUUGGGAACUUUCCCAGUAUUUUGAACAUCCUUGUGCAAAUGAGUUAACAGGCUCUUCUAGUAAUUA
Candoia aspera is the source of this 2317-nucleotide messenger RNA. RefSeq names its product zinc finger TRAF-type containing 1 (gene ZFTRAF1). Gene Ontology annotation, molecular function: zinc ion binding. The transcript has 4 exons. NCBI's taxonomy places the organism in Eukaryota, Metazoa, Chordata, Lepidosauria, Squamata, Candoiidae. The record is from RefSeq and is a predicted model, not a curated record. The coding region runs from base 98 to 1297 and encodes 399 amino acids. Gene Ontology annotation, cellular component: nucleus.